Molecule: messenger RNA, 519 nt
Organism: Musca vetustissima
Lineage: Eukaryota; Metazoa; Arthropoda; Insecta; Diptera; Muscidae
Product: COP9 signalosome complex subunit 8-like
Exons: 1
Coding region: 1-519 (172 amino acids)
Biological process (GO): COP9 signalosome assembly; protein deneddylation
Cellular component (GO): COP9 signalosome
Source: RefSeq, a predicted model, not a curated record
AUGGAAAACUACGUAGAUGUUGUUCUGGAUAUUGAACAGCAGGAAUUGGAGGUGCCCGUUCUCAGUUCUGCGCUGUACACAAAAUUGUUUGCCUGUUAUUUGCUACAAAAUAGAUUGAACGAUGCAAAGUUUUUAUGGAAGCGCUUGCCACAAAAGUUAUGUGCCGAAAAUGAGGACCUAAAGGAAUUGUAUAUCAUCUUGCGAUCUCUUCUUUCCAAUAAUAUCCAACAGCUUAUUCAACGCAUAGGAAGGGAUUGGCCGGAUGAUAUCAAACCCAUUAUGGAAAGCUUAUUACGAACAACCCAUGGGAAUAUUCCUAAAACUGUGGAGAACGCGUAUGCAUCCAUAGUAAAAGAAAAUCUGAUUGAAGCUGUCGAAGCCUAUCAAAAAUAUGUGAAUGAGACCUCAACGAAUGAUAGCUCCACCCCGUUACAUGGAUCCCAGAAUGCAACCACAAUUGUUAGUUCUGAACAUCAAUUGUCUAAGUUGACAGGCUUUGUAUCAUUUUUGGAAAAUUGA